UGAAGGCAGCAAAGAGCAAUUCAGACAAGAGGCCUCAAGUUAUUGUAUUGCCACUACACUGUUGGUAAGGAGUAUGAUAUUCAAGCGAGUGUAAGCGAAAGUGUUAAGAUGCUAUUUUCUGCUGUGAAGGAGGCAUGAAUCUGGCUCAUCGGAGGUCAUACCUCGCUCAAAUGUGUGGCAAAGGGAUAGAAAGUUUAUAUUUUGUCUAACAGAUUCGAUACCCAAGAGAGAUGUGGAGACAAACAACAUCUACAACACCUGCACUGUGUAUUCUCCGACAGGUGUCAAGUUCCCUGAAACUCUUUCCAAUCAACACUGAUGCACGUGGAUGGAGGUGCACUUGUUGCAUCACAUCGCAAGGUUCACCUAUUUGACAUUGAUAUCCCUGGGAAGAUAAAAUUCAAGGAGAGCAAAACAUUGACAGGAGGAACAACGGCGAACUAUUUUGACACUGAAUUUGCACGUAUUGGGCUCGGUUUGUGCUACAAUGUCAGGUUCCCGCUGGCGAUGAUUGCAGCACAGCGAGGUUCGUGGUUACCUGAUUUAUACGAAAAAUGAAAAACACACAAACUCUUAAGGUUGUCAUGCCAUGAUCUAUCCUGGGGCAUUUAACCUCACCACUGGACCUUUGCAUUGGGAACUGCUUCAAUGAGCUCGGGCCAAUGAUAACGAGG
Molecule: messenger RNA, 674 nt
Organism: Suillus fuscotomentosus
Lineage: Eukaryota; Fungi; Basidiomycota; Agaricomycetes; Boletales; Suillaceae
Exons: 5
Coding region: 319-558 (79 amino acids)
Biological process (GO): L-glutamine metabolic process; oxaloacetate metabolic process
Cellular component (GO): mitochondrion
Molecular function (GO): omega-amidase activity
Source: RefSeq, a predicted model, not a curated record